AUCAUCAGGCCCCGCAACUGGACUCGAUCGUACGCGCGCAGAUUGCUGAGAUGGGCAAAAGUGUCGCGGUAUGAGAGAGCAUAUUGAUGCUGACCGUGCGAAGAAAGAAGAGAAGAUUAUGAAGAAGAAAGCCGAGGAAGAAGCCAAACGGCGCGAGGAAGAGGAGUUGAGAUCGAAAGAGGAAGAAAGGUUGAGACGGGAAAAGAAAGCGCAACGUAAGAAGGAGAAGGCACGUAAGGAAGCGGAGUUCCGAGCGGAGAUGAGGAAGGACAUGAGUAUCCAGUUGGCGAUUCAGAUGAACGAGAUGCAUGACAAGUACUUCGCUUCGUGGCAGCAUUCUGGAGCUACACUGAUCGGAGUACGAUCCAGCGACAAAGAAAAGGAGCAGGUCAUAUACGAGCCUGGACAUUCAGCAUCCGAGUACAGUGAUGAUGGCAGUGAGGUGAGUGUUACACAGGAGCUGAGUGCUAAGACAAGGAAGCUCUGUUUGUCUGAAAAGCGAAAGCGUGGGCCCGAGUCAGUGUUCGAGGGCUAUCCUCCCAUGGAACGGGAACCGAAGCGGACCCCCAAGCGAGGUAGUGCGAAACCGGCGCAGCUGACGGGAAGGAUGACACGCGCCAAGAACAAGAAGUAUGUUGGUUUAUCACCGAUUUCGGCGAAGAAGCGCACUCCCGUCAAGACACCAUUAUGGAAGAGAAAGACCAAGACUCCGGCUAAAAAGACAUCACCAGGUACGCACGGGACUUCUGCGACCAAAGGAGCUCUAGCACGGCUACGUUACCUGAAUGCUGAGUUGAAAAGACUCAAGGAUCUCGACGCAAUGGAAUUACAACGCAUCUGUAAGGAAGAAGGUAUCCAGUAUGACAAGAAAGUUUACGCAAUUUUCGAGAUUGCCGAGCAUAGGACUGAGUUGGCUUUGGGUAAUGAGGAGUCGCAGAAGGGCGACGUCAUUCAGAUUACUGAAUCUGAUGUGGUUGAGAACACCGCUGACGAGCAAGCGAAGGGAAACGAGUAAGUUUCUUGAGUGUUCCGGAUUUGUGGUCAGUCUGUGGGUACUUGGCUGUUACGAUGUAAAUCUACUUGCGUGGAUCGUAAAGUCGAUAGACUAUUCAAGCUUGUUGUCGUGGUACUAGCACUGCAUGGUGAGUUGCGAUGGGCUAGUAAAUAUGUCGAUUGUUG
Molecule: messenger RNA, 1179 nt
Organism: Chara braunii
Lineage: Eukaryota; Viridiplantae; Streptophyta; Charophyceae; Charales; Characeae
Source: the annotation of a GenBank genome assembly